This is a messenger RNA of Penicillium brevicompactum, 1587 nucleotides long. RefSeq lists its product as uncharacterized. Gene Ontology annotation, biological process: transmembrane transport; basic amino acid transport. The transcript has 6 exons. The record is from RefSeq and is a predicted model, not a curated record. The coding region runs from base 1 to 1587 and encodes 528 amino acids. Gene Ontology annotation, cellular component: fungal-type vacuole membrane. Gene Ontology annotation, molecular function: basic amino acid transmembrane transporter activity. NCBI's taxonomy places the organism in Eukaryota, Fungi, Ascomycota, Eurotiomycetes, Eurotiales, Aspergillaceae.
AUGGUCAAUUCAACGGAGACAGAGCCGAUUGAGCAACGGAGUGAGCAAGAUGUUCACGAUGAGGAAAGUCCCUUGCUCGCACGGUCGGAGACCCCCAAGGUCAAGCCGGUGACCGGGGUCGCGACCAUCAUCGCCGUGCUACUUCUGGGUGAGUUCAUAUCCAAUGCGGAUGGGACGCUGGUCAUCGCAGCGGCUGGCCGUAUCUCGUCCGAGUUUAAUCGCCUGCGCGAUGCCAGUUGGCUGUCCACGGGAUACACGCUGGGUCUUUGUGCAGCGCAACCGAUGUAUGGUAAGCUGAGCGACAUCUACGGUCGCAAACCCCUGCUGUUGUUGUCGUAUUUGCUCUUUGCGGUCGGUUGCAUUCUCAGUGGGAUCGCAUCGCAGAUGAACUUGGUGAUCUUGGGCCGUGCGAUCAGCGGAAUGGGCGGUGCAGGAACCAUGACGAUCAGCUCGAUCAUCAUCACCGAUAUUGUUCCCAAGCGGGAGGUGGCAAGUUGGCGUGCCUAUGUCAACAUAGCCAUGACUCUAGGUCGUAGUCUUGGAGGACCCGUCGGUGGAUGGUUGAGCGACACCAUCGGGUGGAGAUGGCUCUUCAUUCUGCAAGCUCCAUUCCUAGCUCUGGCCGCAGUGUUGGUGAUUGUCAAGCUGGACGUCGCCGAGCAAGUUGAAAAGGACAACAAGCUAGCCAAAGUCGACUUCCUCGGAACGGGCCUGCUCGGAUCCUCCAUCGUGGCCCUGACCCUCCUUCUAGACCAAGGCGGCAAAUCCUUCGCCUGGAACUCGCGGUGGUCUGCACUCUUUGGCGGAGGCGGAGUUGGACUGCUGAUCGCGUUCGUAUUAGUGGAGGCGUACGUUGCACGCGAGCCAAUCUUCAACCUUCGGAUCUUGCGUCGCACGAAUGUCUCAGCCGCGUACAUCAUCGGCGCCCUCCAGAUCACCGCCCAAUUAGGCAUGUUGUUUUCUGUCCCCCUGUACUUCCAGGUGACUCAGCGUGCAUCCAACACCGCCUCGGGUGGACAUAUGAUUCCCGCGGUGGUGGGAAAUACGGUUGGUGGACUUAUGGCUGGAAUCUUCAUCCGGCGAACCGGUCACUUCAAGGUUCUACUGGUGCUCGCGGGUCUGGUGGCGGCCGUCUCCUACGGUCUGCUGUAUCUUCGCUGGAACGGCGAUACGGGAUUCUGGGAAUCCCUGUUCAUCUUCCCCGGCGGAUUUGGCACAGGUGUUGCAUCCGCCUCGGCGUUUGUUGCGAUGACGGCCAUGCUGCCAGCCGAGGAGGUUGCAAUGGCAACGGCGGGAUUCAUGCUGCUCGUUGGGUUCUCCAUGACCGCGGGAGUCACCACUUCCAAUACCGUUCUUGGACUCGAGUUCCAGAAGCAGUUGAAGGACAAGCUUCAUGGACCUGGUGCCGACACCAUCAUUCAACGCGCGAUGGCAGAUACGGGUUACAUUGCAAGUCUCACUGGCCAUGUGCGGGAGAUCGUGGUUGGUUGCUAUGUUGCCGGUCUUAAGCACACAUAUCUUGUAUCUCUCGCUUGCUCACUGCUGGCAUCCUUUACGGGACUUUUCAUUGCCCAUCACCAGAUAUAG